This is a messenger RNA of Spirometra erinaceieuropaei, 4014 nucleotides long. NCBI's taxonomy places the organism in Eukaryota, Metazoa, Platyhelminthes, Cestoda, Diphyllobothriidea, Diphyllobothriidae. The record is from the annotation of a GenBank genome assembly.
AUGUACGACUUACAGCAGACCGAACAGCUGCAAAAAAGUGGCGCACAUUUUAUAAAGUACGUUUUCAUGACAAGUAUUUAAGUUCCUUGUGCCCGCUAAAGUCAGGAAGGUGACGGGUCGGACAGCAAGGCCAUAUGCAUCUUUCGAAACGUCUGAUUACAACGGGGUCCAUCUUCAGGGAUGACUACAGCAUCAUGACCAGAAGCCAGGAAAGUCAGAAUUUGAUUGAAGCUUGGUUAUCUGCUGUGACCUCCGUCAAUCGGCAUACUGAUAUUUUGUCCGCAUGCCGAGCCUCAUGCAGCACUAGUCGUCAGUUAUCUGUUUUAGAUGGGCACCCAUGUGAUUUUGGAAGUUCGAAAGUAAUAUGCAAAUGGCUCCGAUGCUCGGUCCGUCCCCUUCCUAACUACGAAACUUUUCGGUUUGCCUUAUUUGCAUCUACUCACUCAAACUAGUGACUGGAUCUUCUUCCCGCGUUUGCCUAUUUGCUCGGCCCUUAUUUGCUCUCAUUUUCUAUAGGAAAAACGCGGCAAGAGUCGAAGCAGACGACUGACUCACUGGCACGUGGAUGACACGUGCUGGUAAUGUUCGAUUUUCGCUACUUACCCUUGACAGUGUGAUCGCUCGCAGUGAUGGUCUUGCCCUAUAAUGUGUUGGGAUUUAUUUCUGUGCCUUUAUUUUGAGCCUAAACAUUCCGACACUUGUGAGAGCCUGGCCCGAUGUUCUGUUUGGUUCAACGUCCGCCCGAUCGAUUCGACUUGUUCGCAGACUAUCAAUUUGACAUGCUCGACAUGCGAAAAUAUUUGAAUGAGUGGCACCGGCGUGAAUAAUGGACUAGAUUGUAUCAAGCUUUGGUAGAGACGUGCAAAGCGUUGAUACCUCGGAGGGCAGUCGCUUCCUCACUACAGCGGACAGCUUUAGUACGGUUAUCGAACUGGAAACUGUCGACUGGAUAUCGAAAUGGGCCGUGUGUGUCGCUCUCAGGCCGGCACACGACACAGUAACGGUGGAGUUCUUUACUGAAAUACGGUUGUACUUCUAACUGUUUCCUCUACUGAGAUUAUUUUAUUAAAAUUAAACGUUCGCCGUCCGUCUUCAAACUAUUUCCGAUUGCAACCGAUACAGCUGGAGCCUGCAACUCAGUGGUUCAGUGAAUAAACAGACCCAGUCUUUCGGGGUUAGGUUUGGUGGUACCUACCUGACGAUGACAAAUAAGCCACCAACAGUCAUUCGUACGUCUUUUGGCCCCGUUAGUAACACUUUUUGAACUGAAUUGCCAAACCUACUCUGGUGGUUUUUUUGCGGUUGCUGAUGUUGUGCUUUUUUAUGCAUCAAUCUACAGUCGUUUUCGGUUCAGCACACUAUGGGAUCUCGUUAGUCCUAAAGGCCUGUCCUAGCUUACGCCAGUCCCAUUACAGAAUACAUCAGGUCAGAUUAUAGGAAGAUGCCUUUACUUCACGUAAAGCACCGGUCCACCACCCAGUUCGAAGUCAGUUAGCCCUUCCCACUAUCAUUAAAUAUUCUUACUUUUGCUGCGUACUAGACCAUCGAUACUACGCCACAGAAGUUGAGCUUAGUGUCUGUGAGCACGCCAUGAUUAUAAUCCACACCGUAAACCUCAGGGCGUUUGCAUGAAACCCCUGUCGUAUAAACAGUUCUAACCAUGAAACUCAUGGCUUUUUCUUAAACUCCAGAAGUCUCUAAAAUGAGACAGCAACAAAAUUCCACGUCGAGGUCCGUGUCGGAAGGACGUUUUUGUUGGACAAGAAACAGCGUCAUUAUUACUCUGGAAAUCAAACCAUGGCACACAGACCAUAGCGGUUCGCUCGUUCGUUAGACAGUAAUUGGCACAGGACGCCUUGGGUGAGAGAUGGAUCGCUGUCGUUCUCGGCUUGUAAGUGGAAACUCGCUAUCCAUCCUGACCUCACCCUCUCUCCGCAGAACCGGUUUAGGAUUCAGAGACUGUACAGAAUUUCAAAAUGCUGACAAAACCUGAGAUCUUUUUGUGUCACAGUCGGUUUGCUUGCAUUAAGUGUAGUCCGUCCUGCCUGCCCGUUACUUGUGACGCCCUGGGUAGUCUUCAACCAGGCUGUGGGCAGUCCCCAUAGUAUGUCCCUUUUUAGUGCUCUAUAUACAUGGGAGAGAAUGAAGGCAGGUGAUCAGCUUCCGGCCAGCAGCCCGCCCAAUUCAUCCUGAGCCGAUGCGUAGGUGCCUGUUACUUUGAUUGAUCAAACUGGUAUUCGUUUGCUUUCCGAGACAUGUCCUUUUGUCUUUCUCGGGGAACGCCGAUAAGCCCUGUAAGCCUGUACCUUCCUGUCAAAACGGACCUUGUGUUGCUAGGCGGACGACCCGCUUGCCGACUAUGUUGAUGGCCACAGGAAAAGCUAUGCCUUGUUACCAGGGCAGCACCUCGUUCCUGACGUUUCUUAAGCCAGUCAUGCUUGGCAUCAUAACAGGAAUUAGAGUCACCACUAUCUGCCUAUGAGCCUUUGCCGAUUUUAUUAUUUAUUUUUGGAUCGCCUUUGCCAGGGAGUACCCUGUUAGCGUCUUCAGACACUUAUGACCAAUAACAACCCGUUUCUUAUACCUGGUCCUUAGGUGGAAGCUCUGAUACCACCGGUCAUUUUGCACAUGCGGACGGGUAAUUUGAUUCAAAUGUAAAAAAACUCAGGGCUCAGGUGGCUUAAACGUUGGUUGCACUUAAACCACGUCCAUUGUGCUGUAGGUCCGAAUCCCGCCGUUUCUCAGUUAAGCAAGGGGACGGAUUUCGGUUACAACAGAACAGGUCUGGGUCAGUUUUACUUGGAAAAAGCCGGAAUAAUUGGUCGACUCGACGAUGUCUACUGUGUGCUCCAUAGUAGAGUGAGAGCAGGGACGAUGACUUGCACGUGAAUUAGUUCAUAGUGAGAGUAGACUUUCGAAGCACCUGCCACACUCCCCCCCUUCUCCCCCACCUGGACCCGGCGUCAAGACAGAAGACCGGAGGUGGGAGAGGGCACGGGUGGCUGGCGCCGCCACACGCGUCACUUGCCCAGCACCACUCAGACUUUUUCCUUUUAAGGGUACAAGGUAUUCUGGCUUUAUGCUUUCUUUACACAGCUUUCGGUUGUGCGAGAAAAUUUAAUUGCCCUUAGUCGUAUAAAAGCAUCCCCUUCGGACUCUCGCAUGUUAUCCAAUAUAUAAUCCAGGCGCGCUAGUUUUCCCCAAAGGAUAAGUCUUGUGACAGUUUACUUUUCUUUUCUAAAGGACCGACCGCGGUGGUCUCAUUACCUAUCACGGCCCCGGCCAACUCACCGCGUACCCCAUUAUCAACCUCAAGAGCCGCCAUCUAGCUGGAAACGGUCUCAGAUGGUACGUUGGAGCUCUUGAACAAGCAGGCUAUGAAGUCUGUCAGAAGAAUUUUGCCAUAACUACUGCCUCCAAGGGUAGCGUCCUCUUUCCCGAGAGCACAGGAGCUACUGGGGUCUGGCUUGAUCGUGGGCACAAGAUCAUGUCUAUAGGUAGUCCACUCGGUCAAUCCUUCAAUGCACGGAUUAAAGCAGUAGAAUGUUUCCCAGAAAACCCUCAACAAAUAUGCACAGUUGCUUAUACUUCUGUUUCGAUUUUCUAGGCAUUCACCGAUCUGGAGAUGUGACUUAUCACGGAGUCGGACUAAACUGUACCAACGAACCUCUCAGGUGGUUUGACCAGAUCACGCCCUGUGGACUGGUCGGCUGCAGGAUGGCGUCCAUUGAGUCAGCCACAAACAACCGUGUAACACCUGAGACAGUAGCACCGGUGCUCGCCAGGGCACUCUACACCAAUCUAUUUCGCCAAACAGAUGCACCCUCGCCAGUACGGCUCGCCUUCUCAAAACUACCCACCUUGGGUGGUACAUCAGGCUGGGACAUGCUGGCACGCUUCAUCCUGCACGAUGCAGACCUACGGUCUCGGAACGCCUCUUCUGUCCGCUUAAACCUCUCCGAAGCAUUUUUACACAUGCGGACACUUUACAGAACCAAGGCACCCGCAGUUUAG